Messenger RNA from Leptopilina boulardi, 2225 nucleotides. It is a transcript of the gene Nup75, whose product is annotated as nuclear pore complex protein Nup85. Gene Ontology annotation, cellular component: nuclear pore outer ring. Gene Ontology annotation, biological process: mRNA export from nucleus; protein import into nucleus; positive regulation of DNA-templated transcription. Bases 139 to 2058 code for a protein of 639 amino acids. The transcript is spliced from 9 exons. The record is from RefSeq and is a predicted model, not a curated record. Lineage: Eukaryota; Metazoa; Arthropoda; Insecta; Hymenoptera; Figitidae. Gene Ontology annotation, molecular function: structural constituent of nuclear pore.
CCACCAGCACAGUUCUAGACUUUAUACACAUACGAAUGUGGAAAGAAUUGCCGGUUUUGUUUAUAGUUUAAAAAAUAAUAUUCAUUGAAAUAAUUGUAUUAUAUUAAUAUUAACUUUUCAUAUUUAAUUAAACUAAUUAUGGAUGAAAUAAAUAAUGCUCAAAUAAUUGGUAUACCUGAUGAUUUGUGUAGGCGAUCAGGAUGUGCAGCAGCAUGGGUGGGACCUACCAAAGUUGGAGUGUAUGCUUAUAAGCAUGUAAAUGUACACUCUGAAGAUAAUGUGAGUAAUUUUGCUCCAUGUAAAACAAAAGUUCACUUUUUAUCGUCAGAAGUUAUUUUGUUUACUCCAGUUUUACGAAAUCUUGUAAAUGAAAGUAAUGGAGUUUUCUUAUCACUGCAAAAACUUCAGCACUCUGAUUCUGGGGACAACAAAACUGAAUUGUUGAAACAUAGUAAAAAAUAUCGUUCUAUAUUGAGAGCAUGUGUUGAAAGUUUACAGGACCUAAGAGAAAAAUCACUUCCAGAAGAGAGAUCAUUGUAUGAAAAUUUCUUAACUAUAUUCUAUCAAAUUGAAUGUAUAUGGCAUUUAACCGAAAUAUUAUACGUUGAUGUAAUACCAGGCGAUGUAGUACUUCCUAGACUACUUGAAUGGGUGAGAUUUCAUUUUCCAUCUCGUGAACUAAGAGCAAUAAAAAUUCUGUCCGAAAAAUCCGCUAAAGCAGAUCAAGAAAACAGUAAUUACUGGGAAGUAGUAAUGGGAUGUGCAUUACAUGGCAAAUUAGAUGUUGUUAGAGAUCUACUCUCAUUGCACAGUAAAAGAGAUCAUCCAGCCUUUUUAGCUGCAGAGAAUAUUCUAAGGACAAUGACAGUAUACAAUAUUUAUGGUGGUUAUUCUGUUAGUGAAUUUUCCAUUCGUUGGAAAAAUUGGCAAAUGGAUUUGUCUUCGAAUAUUGAAAAUAAAGUGUUUUCUGUUGAACCAAAUUUAGAAGCUCUUAUGAAGUUAGUUGUCGGCAGUGAAUUGUGGGACUUUUCUGAAUACACGGAUGCAUGGUAUGAGCUGCUAGCUGCAAAACUAUUUUAUUCAGUUCCCUGUUGUAAGCAACCAGAAUUAGCUCGUUAUGCAAAUGAUAUUGCUUUAAAGUGGCAGGCUAGUACACAUUUAGAUAAUGUGAUUCUUGCUUUAAUGGAAGGCGAUUUACAUCAAGUUAUUGGAGGAAUUCAAUAUAUGAACGACAAUGGUUGGUUUUCUGCACAUUUAACUGACCUACUAUUUCGCUGUGGCCGUUUAAAAAUCCUUGACAAAAAUCAAAAAAACGUUACUACUCAACUUCAUGAAUCCUUAAUUUUAGAAUAUGGAAGUCUCUUAAUGGGACAUCAUUCUUUAUGGCAAUGUGGAGUGAGUUAUUUGGAACACUGCCCUCUGCAGGGUCUAUCACGAUUAGAAAUUUUAUUGCAAUCUAUUCCUCUUGGAAAUGAGGCAAAAAUUAAUAAAAUUAUUGAGUUAGCACGAGAUCACAAAAUGCAUUCAGUCGUUACUAGUAUAUGCAAAAUUCAAGGAAUGAAGUGUAUUCGUCGAGAAAGGUAUGGCAAUGCUUUGGCAUGGGCUUUAAAAGCCCAGGACGGAUCAUUUGCAACGUACAUUGCUGACAGAUUUUUAAAACAAUAUGCAGAACAUGGAGAAAUACAGUGUCAAGACGUGCUUGAAAAUUUGGGCAGUUGUAUGCUUGUUAGCGACAGACUUACAUUUUUAGGAAAGUAUUGUGAAUUCCAUCAAACUUACAAAAUAGGAGAAUUUAAGGAAGCAGCAGGAUUAUUAAUAUCACUCCUUGCCUCCAAUUUGACUCCAAAAUAUUUCUGGUCAACUCUCUUGACGGAUGCUAUCCCUCUUUUAGAAGCUGAAGAUGUUAUUUUUUCAUCGGACGAUAGUUUUGAGUUACUUCGAUGCGUAGAAAUAUAUGCUAAUGAUCCAAAAUUCCAAAAUAAAAUUGAAUUAUUUCGCUUGGCAGUGGCUCGAAAUUUAUCUCGCGCUUUAAAUUUAGAAGGUUGUCUAGCGGAUUAAAAAGUCUUAAAAUUAAAAUUAUAUCGAAUUUGAUGCUCAUAAUUGUAAUUAAAAAAUAUUUUAUACCAAGUUCUUUAGGAAUCAUUAUUUUUGUAAGUUCCACAGAAAACUAACUGUAUUGUAUACUGUAUUACAUUUUCAUUAAAAUUCAUUUCACUCUAAAGUAA